This is a messenger RNA of Paramacrobiotus metropolitanus, 2377 nucleotides long. Its product is annotated as major facilitator superfamily domain-containing protein 6-like. The record is from RefSeq and is a predicted model, not a curated record. Gene Ontology annotation, cellular component: membrane. Bases 181 to 2205 code for a protein of 674 amino acids. NCBI's taxonomy places the organism in Eukaryota, Metazoa, Tardigrada, Eutardigrada, Parachela, Macrobiotidae. The transcript has 6 exons.
CGUGCCUGAAACGUAUUUCGACACUCACGCACAUCUCGCUAUCUGCAAACCGAACCAACACUCAACAGCACCAUCCUGCGAGCUGUAUUUUUUAAGAACGACGUAAAGGUCAUUAGCACACGGCCGACGUGGGUUUGCUUUGUUUUGCGUGGAAUCAGCGAGCCGAUUGACUUAACCACGAUGAAUGACUCCAAAGAAGCGGCAAAGGAAGCGCGGAGUCUGGCCAAGCGUUUCCAGGAGACGAUGCGCAUCAAUUACCGGCUGGUCCCGCUCAAGUUCCUCAUGCUCUUCACUUACGGAGGUAUGGCCGCCCUGCACCCGUUCCUGACGGUGCACAUGAAGAGUAUCGGCCUGACCCUGACGGAGUCGGCGCUCAUCUACGCCCUCCUGCCCUUCGUCACCUGCGUGGGCCCGCCCAUCGGCGGCGCCAUCGCCGACAAGAUCGGCAACUACAAGGCCGUCAUGAUCGGGGUGGACGUGCUCAGCAUCCUCUUCCACCUCCUCAUGCUCAUCGGCGUCCCCUCCGCAGCCCCGCCCCCGCCUUCACUUUCCUCCCAUCCGGUCAGUUAUCUCCAGGCGACGUUUUCCUGCCGGAAUGCAUCGCCCCUUUGGAGCCCCCCGUCCCCGCCCGAGUGCCCGACGCUGGUCAGUGUGGAGAGGCCGGUCGAGCGCUUAGCAAUGGAUUGUCAGUCUAACUGCACCCCGGUGGGCGGACCAGCCCCCUUCUUGUGUACCGAGACCGAUUACAAAGGUCAGUGCUUACCGUUCGACGCCAGCACCCAUUCGCUGUCUAACGUAUCGAUGGCAUUGGUCAACGGGUCCAUUUAUCUGGACACUUUUGUGCCUUCAUGGAGCCGCGAUGUAAAGCCGACGCGGAAGUUCCGGUGUGUCCUGGAAGUCGGAGGUGAAUGUGAUGUGCAGUGUCGGCUGUCCGGAAACAUCGUCGUUCAGUGCGCUACUCCGUCGGCGUUAACCGGCGUCAACCGCCUGUGGACGGUGGUCUUGUACGCCACCUUCCGCGUGGUCUCCAACGUCUUCAUCGCCACCCUCAUCUCCAUCCUGGACGCGGCGGCCUACCAAAUGUCGGAGGAAUACGGCGGUGAUCUGGGUUUCCAGCGCAUGUUCUCCCUCUUCGGCAUGUGCCUGGCGCCGCCCAUCUCGGGCUUCCUGGUGGGCGUGGCCAGUCAGAAGCGCGGCGCGCCCGACUACGCGCCGGCAUUUUACAUCUUUGCCGGACUGCACGGCAUGGCCACCAUCAUCACGCUGUGCUCGCCCAUCAGUCUGCGCACCGGCGCCCAGAGCAUCUGGCGCAACGUCGGCAAGAUCAUCCGGCGUCCCAAGGUGUCCGUCUUCGUCGUCAUGAUGUUCUUCGGCGGGGCCGCCUGGGGCUUCCUCGAAAACUUCCUGUUCUGGUUCAUGGAGGACAUGGGCUCGCCCAAGUGGCUGCUGGGCCUGACCAACACCACCUCCGCCAUCGCCGCCAUUCCGGUGCUGGCGGUGGCCACGCUGCUGAUGCGCUACUUCGGGCACAUCAAGAUCCUGACCUUCUGCUUCUUCAUCUACGGCAUCCGCUUCCUGGCCUACUCCUUCAUCUACGACCCCUUCCUGGUGCUGCCCGUGGAAGUGCUCGAGGCCUUCACCACCUCCCUCUUCGCCGUCACGGCCUCCGUCUACGGCGGGAAGAUCGCGGCCGAGUACCUGGCCACCAUACAGGGAUUGGUGGGCAGCGCCCACAACGCCAUAGGACGCGGCGUGGGCAGUUUGGUGGGCGGGGUGAUGUUCGAGAAGCUGAAGCCGCGGAUGACCUACCGGAUCUUCGGCAGCUUUUACGUCGUUCUGGGGAUCAUCUACCUGGUUCUGCAUUAUGCCUGGCUGCGUCGCUUAAAAGAUCCUAAAUCAGCGGAAGCGUUGGGGCCCAGUGCCGAUUCAGGCUACCCAGUGGAGGAGAUUGAGAAGCUGCACGGACUGAUGCCGGCGGUGGGCGGCGAUCCGCAGCACCUGAGUCCCGACAACGAAGCGGCGCUCACGCGCUUCGCCGUCAUGGGAGCGCUGACCCGCCGCUACAGCCAGGCGCCGCCCCUGAUCCACAACUGCGAGCCGGCCGACCCCGGACACGACCACAGCUCGCGGCGCAGUUCGCGCCGGGGAUCGACGCUGCUGCCCACCGUCAACUACCUCAUUCAUCGCCCGUCGACGCAUCUCUAAAACCGCUUCGCUUUGUAUCCAGGCAUUAUAUUUCGCCACAUUACACUUGCAGGUUUCACUGUUUGUUGUAGGAAGACAUUGUGGAAUUUAUUACUUAUUGUAAUUUGGUAAAGGUAGCGUCAAGGCACGCACAGAGUACACGUGAUAACAAAGUCAAACCGCCAAAAUCGGC